Messenger RNA from Erpetoichthys calabaricus (reedfish), 2412 nucleotides. RefSeq names its product neuropeptide FF receptor 2a (gene npffr2a). The transcript is spliced from 5 exons. Gene Ontology annotation, biological process: regulation of MAPK cascade; regulation of adenylate cyclase activity; regulation of cAMP-dependent protein kinase activity. Bases 483 to 1760 code for a protein of 425 amino acids. NCBI's taxonomy places the organism in Eukaryota, Metazoa, Chordata, Cladistia, Polypteriformes, Polypteridae. The record is from RefSeq and is a predicted model, not a curated record. Gene Ontology annotation, molecular function: neuropeptide receptor activity; peptide binding; opioid receptor binding. Gene Ontology annotation, cellular component: membrane.
UUCACCCAAAGGCAGACAUCGCUCUCCCUCUUUAAAAUUAUAUUUGAACGUUGGUUAUGCCGUUUUCUUCGCCAUGGAUGCUCAGCCCUUUCUUGUGACGUUACGUGCGCAUCAUCAUUUUAAGAAAUCGGUGCCUUUCUUUCCCAGGCACUGUAGCACUUUUCCUUUAACUGCAAGUACUAACUAUAGUUAACACUGUCUUAUAGCCAUCAUUGCUCCCAAUCGAAUUUUUGCGCUGCCCUUAAACAACAGUUACUGUAUUUUGCAUCACAAAAAAAUACCAGACAGACAAAAUAACCUGCGAAGACAGGUGAACCGACAGCUUCUCCAAGAAGAGAACAAGAAAAACAGCAACGCAAACAAAGCUGGAAAGAAGUGGCAGCCUGGUAUCAAAAGCAUUCUCUCAACCAAUGAGUCAGUACUGAGGAGUAAGCCUGCAGUCUUGGAGUUUCCAGACUAAUCCUUCGGCCAACAGGUACAGAAUGGAUGCCAAUCUGGAUUCCAACUCAACAUCUAUCAACAAACCUAACUGGUUUCAGAACCAAUCACAGGAAAAUCCUUACCACCAGUACAACAUAAGUUAUGUCGGAUUUUAUCUACAUCAGCCUCCGGUGGCAGCUGUUUUUAUUAUCUCUUACCUUCUCAUAUUCCUGAUGUGCAUGGUUGGAAAUGGAGUAGUGUGUUUUAUUGUACUAAGAAGCAAAUACAUGCGCACAGUUACAAAUCUUUUUAUCCUGAACCUUGCUGUCAGUGACCUUCUUGUUGGCAUAUUUUGCAUGCCAACCACGCUACUGGAUAAUAUAAUAACAGGCUGGCCAUUUGGAAGCAUGGUUUGCAAAAUGAGUGGAAUGGUCCAAGGAAUAUCAGUAUCUGCCUCAGUAUUUACUCUGGUUGCAAUUGCCGUUGACAGAUUCAGAUGUAUUGUGUACCCUUUCAAGCAAAAACUCACUAUUUCAACUGCUGUCUUGAUCAUAGUGGUCAUCUGGGUUUUGGCAAUCUCAAUAAUGUGUCCAUCUGGAGUUAUGCUGCAAGUAACUGAAGAGAAAAGUCUAAGGGUCAUUUUGGGAGAUGACAAUAAAACAAAUCCAUUCUUUUGGUGCAGAGAAAAUUGGCCAAAUCAGGAAAUGAGAAAAAUCUACACCACUGUUUUAUUUGCAAAUAUAUAUCUUGCUCCUCUUUCACUUAUUGUGAUUAUGUAUGCUAGAAUUGGCAUAACCUUAUUUAAAACAAGCAUGCCAAUUGGUGGAAAAACCGGCCAUGAAAACCAGCAAACUGUGUCAAAGAAAAAGCAAAAAGUAAUCAAGAUGCUGCUGAUUGUUGCAUUGUUAUUUAUUCUUUCCUGGCUUCCCCUGUGGACAUUGAUGAUGCUUAGUGACUAUGCCAAUCUUAGCGAGCAUCAGUACAGGGUGAUCAAUAUUUAUAUAUAUCCUUUUGCCCACUGGCUUGCCUUCUUCAACAGCAGUGUUAAUCCCAUCAUCUAUGGCUAUUUUAAUGAAAACUUUCGCAGGGGAUUUCAGGCAGCUUUCAAGUUCCAGUUGUGCUCAGCUGAAAUGGUUCGUAGAGAGGCCUAUUCUCACAGGGUGCAAGGCAAUGCAGUUUUACCAGCAGGGAUACAAGUUGUCCGAGAACUGCCAUCUCGACAUAAUCGAGCUGAAGGAAAUUGUUCUCAAACAAACAGUAAUGCAAAUGAACAAGAUCUGAUUAUGGAAGACCUUGAAAAGAUUUCCAAUAACAAUGGGAUUCAGAAAGAAUCUUACUGAAUGCAGCUGAAUUACACAAACAUGAAUGUAUUGUAAAAAAAAAGGAGUUAAUUUCAUUAAAUGUUAUUAUUUUAUGAGGAAAUUAUGAACGAUUAUGAGAAUAUGAAAAGUGUCUCUGUAUCAUAAUCAUUGAUAUAUAUAUAAAUAAUGUUUGUAUUGUAAAGGCUAAUGGCAGCAAAAUUUCACUUAACACAAAUUCUUUCAGUUGCUAUGCCUAAAAUAGAAUUUUCAUCUUAUUUUAGUCAUGUAAAGAAAUCAGCAAAAAGUUAAUAGUUUUCAAAUGGUCAAACAAUACUGCUAUCAGUCAAUUAUGAUAAGCACCAUAUGUUCUUUUGAGUAAUGUGCAAUAAUAAUAUGAAGUUAAAAGAUAUCUUCAGUUUUGGAACUGAAUAAGUUGUGGUCUCCCAGUGUUACACAGCAGGUCAACGGAUCCCAAAACAUACAGAAGCUACCACUUGAUACAAACAGAAACUAAUGAGAUCUGAAAUUAAUAAUACAGGUAUUUAUUCUUGUAAUUAUUUAAUGCUCGAAAUGCUAUAGACAUCUAGAGCAAAUCUUUCUAAGUUAAUUAAUAGAUCGCAAAAAUGCAAUAUGUUUCCUUAAAAGAACAGUUAGCUCUACUUGUGUUUAGAGUAAAAUGUGAAAAUCUAAA